CUGGGCUUUGCAGUUCAUUUCGCCGUUGGAGGCACUGUUAGCGCUUCUUUGUCGUUUCUUUUGUUGUUUUUUCAGGUUUAAUGAUGUCCUCAGGCGGUGUGGUCGCAGAAAAUCGUAACGAAGGAAACAAGCGGCUGUCGUGUCCAGUGUACGGCUGUAAAAGAGUUUAUAAUGAUGCUAACUCUCUACAAACCCACGUAAAAGAGCAUGAGAUCCCCGCACAGUCUCUGCCAGGUAAAACCAUGAUGUGUUCGAUGAUCGGCUGCGGUGGCUCAUUCCCAAACAUGCAGAAACUGAUGCAGCACCUGAGACACCACCACAAACCAAACGUCUACUUCCUGUGCGAGAGCUGUCACGCCAAACUGCGAUCGUACCGUGGACUCCUCCAUCACCUGCGCUCCUGCUCCAAAGCACCCAAACCCAAGAUAAACCUCACCCCCUCUCCCUCCGCCUCCUCUACACCUCCUGCCCCGAUGGAAGUAGACCCAACGAAACCAACAGCGCCCCCACAGGACAAUCUGAGCCCCGCACCUCCUCCACCACAACAACUUCAGCCCAUCCCAACCCCACCCAACCACCCACCUGUCCCCCCACAGUCCAACGCCCCCGCUCCCCCCGCUCCAAACAGCGACCUGGCUCCACCUCAUUUAAUUCAACAUAUCAUAGACUCAACAGUGAACGCUUUAUUUUCAAAAGACAACCAGCAGCUCGGUCCAAACCUGGAGACGCAGCCCAGAGCGAGCCCACCCGAAGGUCAAACUCACCAGAGACCGAAAACACCAGAAAACUCAGAACCGAUGAGAGUAAGUCCACAGACUCCCACCGCAAACGUCUGGAGAGCCGGUCAAGGCGCCUCCCUUGAGAAACGCAUUCUCUGGCAGCACACCAGGGGGCGCUACACGUGCGUCCAGUGCGGUCACACGGUCACAAACAGAAAAGAGAUGACGGAGCACAGCGCACUUCACAACGACACCCUCGGCCUAGCGGAGGAAACCACGAGCGCGGCAACAACCAGCAGCUAGUUUAAUGGGUUUGAAUUUGACGAAAUGUGGAGAAAAAUGUCCAAGAUCUUCUGAUUAAAAGUUAUAAAUGAAAGAACGGGUUUUAACACCGAAAAGAAAACACUUUAAUACGAAGAGAUAGCUGCACAGAAUGUGACCACACCGCUCUUUUAUAGGUGUGUGGUGGAAAAAAAAAAUUGUGGGGAGUUUGUAGUGAAUUUACUUUACAUAAUUUGGGGAAAAUAAUCAAAAUUGGCACAAAA
Molecule: messenger RNA, 1264 nt
Organism: Periophthalmus magnuspinnatus
Lineage: Eukaryota; Metazoa; Chordata; Actinopteri; Gobiiformes; Gobiidae
Gene: znf414
Product: zinc finger protein 414
Exons: 5
Coding region: 81-1022 (313 amino acids)
Source: RefSeq, a predicted model, not a curated record